Anopheles aquasalis is the source of this 6108-nucleotide messenger RNA. Its product is annotated as cadherin-23-like. The record is from RefSeq and is a predicted model, not a curated record. Lineage: Eukaryota; Metazoa; Arthropoda; Insecta; Diptera; Culicidae. Gene Ontology annotation, biological process: homophilic cell-cell adhesion. Gene Ontology annotation, cellular component: plasma membrane. Gene Ontology annotation, molecular function: calcium ion binding.
UCGGUAUCCACCGAGAGUGGUCGCUUCACUCAUCAUUAUUGUUUGACCGGAAUACUCACCCUUCGUGCGGGGUAGCAGGUGCACAGUGGCAGUGCUUUAGUAGUGAUUCAGAAGAGAGAGAGUGUUCAGAAGAAUCUAUUUCGUAGGAAAAGCCGGAUAGUUGGAUUGGUCCUUCCGUGAGCGUAACGCAGUGCCACAUGUUCUUCAUCCCCUGCGGAAGGGGUUUAAACCGCGAAAGAUGCAAUGGUCGAUCGGUGUUUCAGUGAUGUUUCCACAGAACCACUUUGCAUGGUUGGCAUCGGUGUUGCUGGUGCUUGCCGGGCCUCCAUCACGGACAGCUGUCCUUGCCCAGGACUGGACGGAUCCAUGGUUUGUUUCGGGAAACGAGGAAAACAUUUCACUCGGUGCCUACGAACCCGCAUUGACGCUACAGAAUGUGUGGAUGGUGGAAGAGAUGCCAACACCGUACGUGAUGCUCUAUCUCAACUACAAGGGUACGGCACAGCCAAGCAUUAUUGCCGCACCCAGCAGUCUCGGUGCUACGGUGGCACGCGCCAACGAUGGCCGUUGGACAGUCAACGUAAACCGACGGCAGGACUACGAGGUACCGGACCAGCGGGCACCGUUAAUACAGCUGAGCGUAGAGGAUGCCUCCCGGCCCUACAUCAUCCCGGUGCAGCUGGUCAACGUGCUCGAUAAUGCACCGGUAAUGACGGCGGAGAACUACUGCGAAAUCAGCGAGCUGCGCCGGGACUUCACAUCGGACUGUCUGUUCAAGGUGUACCAUGCGGACGGGUUCGAACAGGGCAACAUUCUCAACUCCAGCACGAACGAGCUGUCGUUCGAGAUCGAAGAUGCCGUCGCGAACGAGCAUUUUGAGUUCUGGGAGGUACCGGAGGGUAACCCGGAGGAUCCUAACCAUAACAUACUCUACAACCUGCGGGUAAAGAAACAGUUGGAUUACGCGGAAAAGUCACUGUUUAACUUCAUCACCACCGUGUACGAUCUGGAUCAGACGCACUCGUUCAAGAUGAACACCAUCGUCAAGGUCCGGAAUGUGGAUAGCCGUAAUCCGACGUUUACGCGCCCCUUCACCACCCAGCGGAUUAUGGAGAAGGAAGAGUUUCGCACGACCGUCAUCGCUAUCGAUAGCGACACGGAGCUAAACAACCCUAUCUGCUACACACUGCAAACGCUGGUGCUCGAUUAUCAAAAGUACUUCUCCAUCGGUGAAACGAGCGGCGAAAUGGUCGUGAAUCCAAUCGAUCGUGACACGGAAAAGAACGAGCUUUACUCGUUCACGAUCACCGCAUACAAGUGCCACAAUCCCAGUAACCGCACCAGCAUCGAUGGUGCCAUCAUACUGGAGGACAAAAACGAUUGCUUUCCAGAGUUUGAAGUGCGCCCGGUCGAGCAGGAGUUUUGGGAGAACACGGUGAUGGAGCUGGACUUUGAGCAGUUCAUCAUCGAUGAUCGUGAUCUGGGUGAAAACGCACGCUACACGGUACGCCUCACGGAAACGGUUGGUGGUCAGGAGCAGCAGGGCACGGAUUCGUUUACCAUCAUUCCCUCGACCGGUUAUCAGCGGACCGGGUUCACCGUGAACAUUAACGAUGCUUCGAAGCUGGACUUUGAAGAUCCUCCCCGGCAAAGCUUUCAGCUGCACGUGACGGCCCAGGAACCGAGUGAACCGUCGCACGUUCGAGUGCAAACGAUCGCGAUUAAGUUGAAGAACUGGAACGAUGAGAUUCCUGCGUUCAGCGAUGAAGAGUACGAAGUCAGCGUGCGGGAAACCAUCGGUGUGGACGAGCUGUUGGCGGAAGUUACCGUCACUGAUCGGGAUAUUGAUGAUGGGAUCACCCUAACGGCACUUGGGCGGAUUGGCGAAAGUGUGGACAUCGUAGCAUUACCGAUCGUGCUGGUAGACAGCGUACCGAGCUAUAGCUUCCAGAUUCGUACGAAGGUGGGCAACAUCUUUGAUUAUGACAUCGCGAAGGAGGUUAUUGUGCAGCUGCAGGCCCAGGAUAAACUGAAAACCGAGCGAAAUGAACCAUUGCAUCGGAUAUUUUCCCAGCUUUCGAUCAAUGUGAUCGAUGUGAACAACAAACCGCCACAGAUCACGUUGCCCCGAGGUACGCUGCAUAUUUUGGAGAAUUCGGUGGCCGAGUCACCGGUCAUUAUUGGGGAGUCCGAGGUUGGUGAGAUCAUCGGUACCGAUCCGGAUACGGAGGCCGACCUACAGUUCAGCAUCGACUGGAGCAGUAGCUACGGUACCAAGAGUGGAGUACGCGCCAAACAAGACACCUACGAAGGCUGUUUCUACAUCCGCGAGGAGCGCGUAAACCAACAGCGCACGAUUGGGACAUUGCGGGUGAAUCCCAGCUUUAAGAAGGACGUUGAUUACGAAAUGUACGACACACUGUUCCUGAUGAUCCGCCUGAUCGAUCGGAACCAAACGAUUCUACCGAACUCGGUGGAGGUAGCGAUUACGGUGCAGAUUGACGAUGUGAACGAUAAUGCACCGGAAUUCGAUAAUGCCACACUGACCGUGGUACGUUCGGUGAGAGAGCGAUCUGAUGCGGGGGUUACGAUCGGUAACAUUAUCGCCUACGACAUCGACGGUCCGGGGAACAAUGAAAUCACUUUCUCCAUGAGCCCGGUCAAUCCAGAGCAUGAAGGAUGGAUGAGCAUCGAUCAGAAUGGCAUCAUACGUGUCGAGGGAAAUCGAACGAUCGACUGCGAUACGCCACCCAUCGACGUGGUGCUACAGACUGUGACCGUUUCGGACUGGCUGUUCAGUACCAGUCACGUCUUUACGAUCGUCCUGAUGGACACCAACAACAAGCUACCGUAUCACGAUCCCUUCCCCGACGAUGGUCGCGUGUUCCAGUUCGAGAAGCUGCCAUCGAAGAGUGUGGUGGCGCGGGUGGAAGGUAAAGAUCAGGAUCGGGACGUGGCGUACCACACGGUGUCGUACGAGAUCAACUACAGGGACUUUGCGCAGUUGCAGCGCUACUUCGAGGUCAAUAGCGGGGGACAGGUGUACGUGAAGGAAAAUAACGAACCGCUGGAUCGGGAUGGCGGUUUGGAGAGCAUCACGAUCAACGUGGUGAUGGUCGACAAUGCGGGGGGUUAUGAUGUUCAGAACCGUGUGUCGACGAAUAUUUUACUAACGCUGCUCGACAUCAAUGAUCACUAUCCGGAGCUACCGGAGCUCGGUGACGAUAGUUCCCAGAUAUCGGAGGACGUAAAGACGGGCUACAUCAUCAAGGCGGACCUGGCAGCGCAGGAUCGGGAUGACCGACUUACGCCGAAUGCCAAAAUCAACUACUACAUUCGACAGGUGACACCAGAUAUUGGCACCUCACUGUUUCUGCUGGAGAGUGUGAACGAAUACAACGCCACAUUAAAGGCGGCCAAGGACUUUAAGGGUUACUACGGUGACUGGACGGUGCGAAUCGAAGCAUGUGAUCGUGGCAGUGAAUAUGAACCCAUAAUUGCCCUGCCGGAGCCGGGCCGAGACAACUGUCGGACGCGCGAUUACGAGCUGGUGAUAAAUCCUUUCAACUAUCAAGCCCCAACCAUCGUCUAUCCGGUUCGUAACUCACAGCUACGUCUCAAAUACGAAUCACUGUACAAUGGACGCCCCCUGAACGACACCAAUGGGUCGGUUUUGCCCGAUUUCAGUGCCAUCGAUGAUGAUGGUGGCAUUUACGGUGACGUUAGCUUCACGCUCCAGAGCACCAACGAAGGGGAUAAGGAUCACGAAGUGUUUAGGAUCGAUAAAAUAGAUCGUAAAAGUGGUCAGCUCGUCCUGGAGAACGCACUGGCGGUGCAGCCCUAUCCGAAGAAUUAUAGCUUGACUGUUAUCGCCCGGGAUGGUGGUGACAAGCGCACCGAGGUACAGAUUAAUGUAGUCUUCAUCGACAUGACCGGUGAACCGGCCUUCCUCGAGCCAACCUUUGACACCGACUUUACAGAAAACGAGGAAGGACGCGAUGAACGCCGCCAGCUUCCGUUUGCCGAGGAUCCGAAGAAUGCCGGCCUACCACCGGGAGCCCAAACAAAUGUGUUCUACUUCAUUGACCGAAGCUACGGAAAUGCGAGCCAUCUGUUUGCGCUCGAUCCGGUGAGUAACGUGCUGCGGUUGGCCGUUCUGCUCGACCGGGAAGAGAUACCGUCGCACGAGAUACGGAUUGUGGCGACAAACAACGAGAACGGUCCACCGGCAUCCAUCGCCGAGAGUUCGGCCGCCCUGCUCGUCGUCCGGAUCAAGGUGAACGACGUGAACGACAAUCCGCCCGUGUUCCAGCAGCGGUUCUAUGCGGCCGGCAUCACGACGGAGGAUCGCGUCCAGAAGCCACUGUUCCGCGUCUUUGCCGACGAUCCGGAUGAGGAUGAAAUCAUCCGGUACGAGAUUGUGGCCGGUUCGGGGGAGACGGUCGGUGAGAAUUUGCCCCCGAGCGGCAGUCCGUUGCCGUUCCGGCUCGACGGGAACACGGGAGAGCUGACGCUGCAGCAGAAGGUGCUACCGACGCAGAAGGGUUACUAUCAGUUCAGCAUCAUGGCGUUCGAUCGGGAUGAUACGCAUAAUGAUACGACCACGGCCAAGAUCUACAUCGUGUCCGAGUCGAACCGGGUGACGUUCGUGUUUCUGAACAGCGUCGAAGAGAUUGAUCAACCGGAUAUCCGGGAUUUUCUGGCCCAACAACUUUCGGCCGCAUAUGAUAUGGAGUGUAACAUCGAUGACAUCGAUCAAUCGAUUGCGACCGAACGGCAGGAGGAGAUACCGUCGGCCGGCAGCAGCAGCGAGACGGACGUUCGUACCCAUUUCAUCCUCAACAACCAGGCGGUCGAAGCGAGCACGAUACAGCAGCGAUCCUCUAACCGAACGUUCGUCACCGAACUGAAGACGGUGCUGCGUACACGCAACCUUUCGCUCCAGAAUGUCCCAACACCGUCGGAACCGCUGAGCGAGGUCAACGAGACGCUACAGACGGUACUGAUUGCGGUGGCCGGUGCUCUGGCCGUACUCUGUGUCAUACUGUUCGUGGCGUUCUUCAUCAAAAUUCGUAGCCUCAACCGCCAGCUGAAAGCCCUGUCGGCCACCGAUUUUGGGUCGAUUUCGUCCGACCUCAAUGGGAAACCGUCGCGUACCGUACCGACGACCAACAUCUUCUCCAUCGAGGGCUCCAAUCCGGUGCUGAAUGAUAACGAGUAUGGGCGCCAUGGUGGUGGUGGCGGUGGAUAUUACGAUGAUCUGAGUGUGCAAUCGGACGAAUCGGAUUUCACCGACAUGGACAAGGAUAUGUUUGCGACGAAGAGCAAGGAAAGUCUGACUCCUGCCUUCAUGGAGCACAUACGCCAGCGGUCACUUAAUCCGAUGGUGAAUGCGACCGUCCGCAGCAACGACUCCAGUGGCUCCACUCCAGCUCAUCAGAAAGUGGACGAAACGGAGGACGAACUAUCGCAUCGGUUUUGAGCUUCGAUAGCACAAGCAGAUUGCUCCAACCAGAUUAUGCGUCAGCGGGCACUCAACGGGAGAUGUUAAGGGGUUGCAAGGAGGCGAUUUCCGGAUGUCCCGAGAGCCCCACGGGCCCCAGUGGGUGGUUUGUAAGAUUUCAUUAAAAUAAGCGUGUCACCUUUGACCUCGUCGUAAGCAUAUUUUUGUUAAUAUUCGUUGUCCGGUCCUGCAGCCAGUUAGCUAGCGUGAGGUGAGCGUCUGGUGGGGGGUGGAUGUGCGUAUAAAAGAGGAGUAAGGAUCCGGAGAAGCAACAAAUUGGGAAAAGCUUUCAGACUCAAGAUAACGGCCGGUGCCAUCAACGCUGGCAGGCCCUGCAGCAGGCUGUGGUUGGUUUUUUUUAUGAAUAAGAUAACCCGUUCCUUUCCCACGCCAUACAACGGGGACAACAGCGUUGGAUCGGGAGAGUUGAUAAAAAUUGCUUUUUCCCAUUGCUCUCGUGCCCAUCGUCACCGCGUUAUUCGCCUGCGGUUCCGUGGAACUGGGGCGCAAAUUUAUGUAAAUUAAAACGGAUACACUUUCGGGCGGGCCAAGAGAAAAGAAAUAAAGCGUCGGAUAACCGCCUGGGUGAUGUCACCAUCCUUGUA